Messenger RNA from Rhodofomes roseus, 1178 nucleotides. RefSeq lists its product as uncharacterized. Bases 99 to 1013 code for a protein of 304 amino acids. Lineage: Eukaryota; Fungi; Basidiomycota; Agaricomycetes; Polyporales; Fomitopsidaceae. Gene Ontology annotation, biological process: protein deubiquitination. The transcript has 4 exons. The record is from RefSeq and is a predicted model, not a curated record. Gene Ontology annotation, molecular function: cysteine-type deubiquitinase activity.
GGGAGAUCGGUGCGGUACUCCAGUCCUUCUCCGCUCCCGCGGACAAGCCCCACCCUCCGGCUCCCUCACUCCACGCUCCGCCACCCUGACUCCCAGCCAUGGCCGGCUCGAAGCGCAGCAAACUCAAGAAAGCACUCUCACCGCCGUUCGCAGCGAAGUCACCAGAGCCCGAGCCGAACAUGGACGACGACGUACUCAUGGACGACCUCAUGGCGCAGCUCGACUCGCGGGACACCUCCGUCCACGCAGAGUCUGCCGCCGUCAUCAACGAGAUGAACAUCAACAACGCUGCCGACACGCCACCCCCGGCCGCGUCGCCGCCAUCCCAAAAGCAGGAUAGCAAGGCCAGGCAUCGUGCUCGGAUGGCGAGGAAGGCGGCGGCGGUCGCAGACCAGCAAGCACCGAGCAACCCGGAGCAGGACGAGCGUCUUCAGAGGGAGGCAGCAGAGGAGGAGCGGGCCGUCAACAAGGUAUGCGACGAGAACGGGCUCGGGAUGUUCGAGAUCAACCCAGACGGCCACUGUCUGUUCUCCGCCAUUGCCGACCAACUCGUCCUCCUGCACGUCGUCCCUCCAAAGCAAGCCUCCUACGCCCACACCCGCGCCGCCGCCGCUGCAUACAUGCUCGCGCACCCUGACAACUUCAUGCCCUUCCUCCCCUCUGAGGGCGGCGAGGACGGCGUCGGCUCGACGAGCGACACUGGCAUCAUGGGCCCCGCCGCGUUUGAGCGGUACUGCGCGACGAUGCGGGACACGGGCGCGUGGGGUGGCGAGCCUGAGAUAAUGGCAUUGUGCAGCGCGUUCAACAUCACGAUUAACGUCGUGCAGGGGGGUACGCCCGCGGUUGUGCAGCAUACACCUCUCGAUUCACCAGGUGGCGGAGCAAAAGUUGCAUGGAUCAGCUAUCAUAGACGCAUGUAUGGACUCGGAGAGCAUUACAAUUCAUUAAGGCCCAAACACACGUUCUCCGAGACAGUCAAGUCUGUCUUCACAAUGGGCUCGCCGCAACGUUGAUCGGCUGUACGGGUAUUUCUAGAGUCGCUGGAGGACUGGCCGGAAUGAUAGGUCAAAUCUGUAUCUCAUACACAACAAGCGGUUGCCGCACUGUAUCCGUACUCAUCACUGGUAAUGCGCAGAACAUUGAAUACCAGCAUAUCGUCUACCUUUGACUGUCAUAAA